Molecule: messenger RNA, 663 nt
Organism: Phytophthora nicotianae INRA-310
Lineage: Eukaryota; Oomycota; Peronosporomycetes; Peronosporales; Peronosporaceae
Exons: 2
Coding region: 1-663 (220 amino acids)
Source: RefSeq, a predicted model, not a curated record
AUGCUUAAUGGCGGCAUGCAGUCUGCAGUCUUCGUCAAAGGACCUAUUAAUGAUCCAUCCGAGCGUCUGCACUAUUGGACAGUUGAGAUCGCAUUACCAUUGCAAGAACUUGCAUCGCAUUCGUCCGCGAAGGUUCCUCCAGUAUCCAAUUCUUUUUGGCGGAUCAAUUUCUCUCGCGUCGAGUGGGCUGUUCGUGUCGCCACGGAUAGCUACACUGGCAAACAGCACUACGAAAAGAAAGCAGGGCUGAACGAGGAAAACUGGGUUUGGAGUGCACAGUACGCUGUCGAUAUGCAUCGACCAGAGUGGUGGGGAUAUCUUCAGUUUCGACCGCAAGGCCAAUCCCCGCCCAGAAUGAGCGACGAGGUGCCUCUUGACCCUGAAUGGGGUGUUCGCUACGUCAGUUUUCAGUUUUACUACGCGCAGCAUGCAUUCCACAAAGUGACGGGGACGUACACUUCAAGCUUGGAGCAUUUAUUACCGUAUUUUACUUCUCGGGAAGCUAUUGAGUGCACCAGUCUACUUGACACGAGCGCCACAGAGAAGUCGUUUAGUGCUCAGAUUGGGCUGAGAACAAAUGAUAGAUUCGUUGCGAGCAUCGAGGAAGACGGAUACAUUACCGUAGAGAAGGUGAGUAAAGCUAGCAUCACUGCGAUUGAAUGA